Messenger RNA from Micropterus salmoides (largemouth bass), 1228 nucleotides. RefSeq names its product tRNA selenocysteine 1-associated protein 1-like. The coding region runs from base 151 to 1086 and encodes 311 amino acids. Lineage: Eukaryota; Metazoa; Chordata; Actinopteri; Centrarchiformes; Centrarchidae. Gene Ontology annotation, molecular function: tRNA binding. Gene Ontology annotation, biological process: selenocysteine incorporation. Gene Ontology annotation, cellular component: nucleus. The transcript has 9 exons. The record is from RefSeq and is a predicted model, not a curated record.
GAAGAAGAAGACGUACGGACGUGAUGUUGGUGCCUAUCUGUUUGUCUACUACUGUGCUAGUUAGCAUGUGUAUGUUUUGAGGUUCGGCUUAAUUUACGACUUGCAUUUUCUGUAAAUACACAUUGGAAUAUUCACGUCUUCGGCAACACCAUGAGUACGUUAUGGAUGGGGAACCUAGAAACCUACAUGGAUGAGAAGUUUAUCACCAGAGCCUUUUCCACCAUGGGAGAGCAGGCGAUUAAUGUGCGAAUCAUACGCAACAAGAUGACAGGUGUGUUGUCACCCAGGGGGGCUCUGGGUUACUGUUUUGUGGAAAUGACAGACGAGGCCACAGCUGAGAGGUGUCUCCGUAAAAUCAAUGGAAAAGCCUUACCAGGAGCCAAUCCGCCCACAAGAUUUAAGUUAAACCGAGCCACCUUUGGGAAACAAGACAGCGGUCAGAUGUAUUCUCUGUUUGUGGGAGAUCUAACUCCAGAGGUGGAUGAUGGGAUGCUUUAUGAGUUCUUCUACAACCGCUACCCUUCCUGUCGCGGUGGAAAAGUGGUGCUGGACAGCAUGGGCAACUCCAAGGGCUGUGGCUUUGUUCAGUUCCCAGACGAGCGGCUGCAGAAGCGGGCCUUAGAGGAGUGUCAGGGUGCUGUGGGACUGGGUGCUAAACCUCUGAGAUUGAGCCUGGCUGCUAACAAUUUAAGGAACCGGCAGCAGCAGCAGUCAGAGCACAGAUCAUCGUGGCAGUCCAGCACAGGAUACAGACACAACCAUGACCAGUACAACCAGUACCAGCAGCAUGCCUAUCCUGGGUAUUACUCCUCCUGGGGCUACGAUCAGACUGGAGGAGAGUAUGGCUACAACUAUCAGCAGUAUGAUUACACACAGUAUCCCCCACCUCAGGAAAGUGAAGCUGUUGAGGAGGAUGGACUUGAAGAUCCCAGUCCGACGCUUGAUGUGGUGGAGGCCAACAGGAAGUUCAUGGAGCUCAGUGAGGAACUGUAUGAUGCUCUGAUCGAGUGUCACUGGCAGCAAUCAGACAUCUCCACAGAGCAGGACCAUGCGACAUCCAGCUUACCAGAGCCCAUUUACUGCUGAAACGGAACACAUUUUCUUCUUAGUAUGGAUUAUUUUUGUAUGGACAUAAAUGAAAUUAGUCAUGGUAAUGGAUCUUAUUCAAGUAUACAAAGCCAUUGAAAUGUUCUGUGAAUACAGACAAUUCUGAAUUUGAAACAAAACA